AUGGCGCGCGCGGCGGACAACCCGCACACGAUCACGGGACUCAUCGUCCUCGCGAUCGCGCUCGCGGUGACGGCGAACGUGAUCAGUGGUGACGGGAUGGUGGAGACGGUGGCGUCUUCGCGGGCGGCGACGCGACGAGGGAUCGUGGGGGGGGUUUGGGCGUACGCGGCGUACGGCGCGAUGCAAGGACCGGAUACGCACAUGACGCGACCGCACGCGUCGGUGUGGCGCGUCGUCCACGCGUUGUUCAUCGUGUAUUUGCUCGCGCUGGUGUUUCUGUUGCAUCAGACCCCGAGAGGGGCGCAGGAGACGUUGAAGUUUUUUUGGGACGAUUUGGGAACGCCGCUCGAGUCGAGGAGUUACGGUGAAGAUUGUCGGAUUUACGUCCCGGGACAUCGAAGCGGGGCGUUUGGGAUCGUCAAGGAGACUAUUUUUGACGAGUUCACGCUCGCGCACUUCAUGGGGUGGAUGGGCAAGGCGAUCGCGAUCAGGGACUGGGGAUUGGUGUGGGCGUACUCGGUCGCGUUCGAGCUGUGCGAGAUUACGUUCGAGCACUGGCAACCGAAUUUCAACGAGUGUUGGUGGGACAUGUGGGUGUGGGAUGUCUUGGUCUGUAACGCCCUCGGGAUCGCUCUCGGGAUGUGGACGGUGCGGUUUCUCCGAGGACGCAUGUACGAUUGGAGCGGGAAACAGUCGCGCAAAGGCAGUUCCGCUAUUGAGGACGACGACGAAGACGACGACGCGCGGAGAAGUCGUCGCGGCGAUCCCCCGUCUUCGCCCUUGGUCGAUGCGCUCAAGUCCGUCGUCGCGGUGAUCACUCCGGACAGCGUCGAAAAGUACACGUGGCGCCCGACGGACUCCCCGGCGAGGUUUUUGAAGAGCGCGUUCUUGGUGUUUUGCGGCUUGGCGUUUGACUUGAAUCUCUUCUUCCUCAAGUACGUCCUGCAGAUCCCCACGACGCACAGCGUGUCGUUAUUCCGUCUAUACAUAUGGUUCGGUAUGUCAAACAUCGCCAUAAGAGAGUACUACGUCUUCAUAGAGGAACCGGACGCGUCCAAGGCGAAGCUCGGACCGAACGCGUGGUUAGCCAUGGCGGUACUCGUGGUGGAGAUGCUCGUCAUCGUGAAACACGGUCGAGGGAAGUUCACGAACCCAUGGCCCAGACACAUAUUGCUCGCGUGGUUCAUCGCCAUCUCGAGCACGACGGUGUACUUGAUCGCUUGGCAGCGCAGGAUUAACCUCGCGCUGGCGAAACGCGGUGGCUCGGAAAAGGCUCCGGCUCGGGCGAAGAAGACGUCUUCGCGAAGAGGGCGAAAGAGCGCGUAA
Ostreococcus tauri is the source of this 1326-nucleotide messenger RNA. RefSeq names its product Phosphatidyl serine synthase. The record is from RefSeq and is a predicted model, not a curated record. The transcript has a single exon. The coding region runs from base 1 to 1326 and encodes 441 amino acids. Gene Ontology annotation, biological process: phosphatidylserine biosynthetic process. Gene Ontology annotation, molecular function: L-serine-phosphatidylethanolamine phosphatidyltransferase activity. NCBI's taxonomy places the organism in Eukaryota, Viridiplantae, Chlorophyta, Mamiellophyceae, Mamiellales, Bathycoccaceae.